CCUCCCCUCCUCCACACGCCUCACCCUGCCCCGCAGGACCCCCGCGCCACCGGUGCCCCCCUCGGUUGUGGGGGUCCCACCUGCCGCCCCCGGGCCCAGUGCAACCGUUCUGCGCACGCCCCGCCCCUGCCAGCCGCCGCGUCCACCACGGGGAAUGAGGCCAGUUACCCGGAGGAGAUGUGCUCCAGCUUUGACCAAGAUGAGAUCAAAAGGCUGAGCAAGAGGUUUAAGAAGCUGGCCUUGGGCGGCUCCGCGCUGAGCGUGAAGGAGUCCGUGCGCCUGCCUGAGCUGCAGCAGAGCCCGCUGGUGCAGCGAGGGUUCGGCAUCUUCGACACGGACAGCCCCGGCGAGGUGGACUUCAAGGAGUUCAUCCUGGGGACCUCCCAGUUCAGCGUCAAGGGGGAUGAGGAGCAGAAGCUGAGGUUUGCUUUUAGCGUCCACGACAUGGAUAAGGACGGCUUCAUCUCCAACGGCGAGCUCUUCCCGGUGCUGAAAAUGAUGGUCGGGGACAAUCUGCAGGACUGGCAGUCACAGCAGAUGGCGGACAGAUCCGUCAUCACCCUGGACACCGACGGCGACGGGAAAAUCUCCUUCGAGGAAUUCAGUGCCGUGGUGGGAGGCCUGGGGAUCCACAAGAAGCUGGUGGUAAUCGUUUGAGCUGUUUUAAGAGCACCGCCCAGCAGUGACUGGACUUUGUUCUCUCUCUCU
This is a messenger RNA of Manis pentadactyla (Chinese pangolin), 708 nucleotides long. It is a transcript of the gene PPP3R2, whose product is annotated as protein phosphatase 3 regulatory subunit B, beta. The record is from RefSeq and is a predicted model, not a curated record. NCBI's taxonomy places the organism in Eukaryota, Metazoa, Chordata, Mammalia, Pholidota, Manidae. Gene Ontology annotation, molecular function: calcium-dependent protein serine/threonine phosphatase regulator activity; calcium ion binding.